Chara braunii is the source of this 6193-nucleotide messenger RNA. The record is from the annotation of a GenBank genome assembly. Lineage: Eukaryota; Viridiplantae; Streptophyta; Charophyceae; Charales; Characeae.
UGCAACAGCCGCCAAUGACGGAGAGACCGACGUCAUGGAAACAGCAGCCAUUCUAAGUGGUCGUUCCCCUUCAUGCGAGGACAACGGAACGACAGUUCAUCAGCACACCAGCGGCGGGGGCACCACUGCAGCAUGUGAUGACGUGUUGGCCACUAUUCAAAUGGAAACUGAGCAGAUGCUGGCUAAUGUGGAUGACAACGAAAGCGGUGCACGAGGGAACAUUGGUCACACAGAGAAGGUGGGUGGAGAGAGAGAGGACGAAGAUGUUGGCAGCGAGGGUCCUCACAGUGGAUGCAUUGUCAAAGAUGCAAAUGUGACAAAGACAAUGGCAGAAGAUAGAUACCCGUACGAUGUGAACUGGGUGCCUGGUCGUGUUCAGCCUGGUAUCGUUGGAGGUGUGGAUUGCUUUGCUUUCAAGGUUGGUGAUGAGUGGGUUGCUUUUCCUCCCCCAACGAAUGAAAUAUGGCGUAACGUAUGUCUGUCAUUUAUCUAUGACAGAGUGUUGAGGUUAAACGACGGGGCAACGACCCAAGAUGCUUGCCGACACGCAUUGGACAUGUAUCGUGUUCUAGAGGCAAAGGGUGAGUUGCGCCUCAAUGAUUUUCUAUAUGACAACAUUGACUGCGGUCGGCUGUGGGAGUUGGGUGACCAGCAAGGCAGGAGGAGAACGCCAGUCGCCCAGGAUGAUGCAAGGAGGGAUCCUCGAUGGGGUUGGGUGCCAUCUGCAGUCCCAUUUGGAUAUGGCCGUGUCAAGAUGCAAGUGCGUGAUAUCAUGGRCAAUGUGUGGAGCGCGCAUUACGUGAAUGGCAUGUUUUCGUUCCGUCAUUUCGACAGAGAAGCAACUGCAGAGGAAAAGGAAGCGAUGAGAUGCAGGCCACGCGAUGCACGCAUUUCUGACCUGCCACUCGGCAAUCCUGUCGAGUUGGCCCUCGCUGAAGGGAAGGUGUUUACUGGUGAGAAGCGCAUCACAUACGUUCACAUUAUGGUGAAAAAAGCCACAUUUGAUGACAUCUGUAUGGACGUAUGGGACCAUACAGCAAUGCGGAAGGAUGUCGUCGCAGCAAGUAACAUUGCGGCGCAUGUGAUUCAAGAAGGGCAGUUGUACCAGCAUGUGGCCCGUGACAUGUACGGGUACCAUGUCAACUGGGUACCUGGUUCUUUGCAUCCAGCAGUUGUUGAUGGCAAAGUGACACUGGCAGCAAGGAUGCAAUCCGACCCUCUGGGUGUCCCUUUCCAGCUCACGUUCAUGGAUGGACUGCUGCGACACAUUCAGUACGCGGGUGAUGACGACGGUCGUGCUGCAAUCAACCCUCAACAAACAGCACAGCAGCAGCAGGACAUUUCACAUUUCUCCUCUGAGGUCGACGCCCCGGAAACGGCACAUGCUGGGGGAUGUUCUCACGCACAGCCCGACGACGGUGACACCCCUGUGGAGCACGUGACAGAAAGGGCAGAGAAGAAGAAGAAGCAGUGCACGUCCAGGCCGCCUCGUCAUCCCAAGAGUCCCACAAUAGCAAAAGGCAAAGAAAAAGUUGUCCCACGUAGAGGCGAGACUCCCAAAGCAGCCGCUGCCUCAGCUCCUAAGCGCAGACGCCGCCCGGGGAUGGCAGCAUUGGCAGAGAUUCCGCAACUCCAACGAUCUACUAACUUGUGCAUCACUUUGAGGCCGUUUAUGAGGGUAAUGGGCGAGAUCGUCGAAACAGAUAUCGCACCGGGGGAGUCUAUGAGGUUUCAGAUGAGCGCCAUACGUGCGUUGAUGGAAGCGGCGGAAGCAUAUCUCAUCAACCAUUUCGAGAGAACGAACAUCAUUGCUAUCCACUGCAAGAGGGUGACGAUCCAGUUGAAGGACCUGAGGCUGGUUGAUAACUUGUCCAAGGCUCGCUGGGAAUACAGAUACCAAGGCAUUACCGACGAGCAGAAAAGAGCAGAAAAGCUACGGCAGAUGAAUGCUGCAAGGCAAGAGGAGAGAGAUGCGCGGGCGGGGAAGGGGCUGUCAGGGAAGACAGCAGCAGCACGCAAAGGCGGUGACACUCCAGCGGCGUCAUCGAAGAGGAAAGGAGCCCCGCGAGGCAAUCGGUCGACGGGUAUGACUGCAGAGGCUGGAAAGAGACCCAAGAGGGUGGACGAGGAACACUUGUUCCCGUUCACGUGGAAAUCAAGAAGACACGCCAUAUCGAUAACAAAACGGGACGUAUUGCGAUUGGGUGUCAAGCAGUGGCUGAACGAUAACGAGGAAGACGAAGAGGAAAACUGUGCGGAAGAAAUGUCAGAAGAAGUAGAACACGAGAGAAUGCAAGAACGAGGAGAAGGUGAUAACAGUGACGGUCACCAUGAUGUCGAUGUAGAGGAGAGCGAUCCGGAGGGAGAAGAGGCAGAGGCAGAGGACAGAUCCGAGGAGGGCGGAGAGGCAGAGGAAGGCAACGGUGAAGACGAAGAAAGAGAGAUUACAUCUGUUGAGAACAGUGCACAAUGCGGAACUGAUGAGAAAAAGGGAGGCGCACCGGAGACUUCAUCGAACGACAAACAAAUUGUGGAGAGGGAGAAUGUACCGCUACAGGCUCUUGCGAUCUCUGCCUAAGCACUUCCGAGCGCUUUUUAAACUUCUUGUGUCCUUUGUCUGACAGUACAAGCGCUCCCCUACGUUUUCCUCUUACGAUCGCCUUCUCCUCCCUUUCUCUGACAGUACAAGCGCUCUCUCCUACGUUUUCCUCUGGCGAUCACAUUCUCCUCUCUUUCUCCUGCUUAACAAAUGUCAGAUCGACGGCACGCCUUCCUCCUCUCCUGCUUCAGGCAGGUCAGAUCGAUGGUCGGCCGGAGGACGCGGAACGCGGAAUGCUUCUCCCAUUGUCUUUGCCUUCUUAUGAUAUGUGUACUCCUUACCUUUCCAAGAUCGGACACAAUGUAUCAAAAGCUCUGGCCUCCUCCGAAAGCGCCGAACACAUCUCUCAUGAGUGAGCACACUCUCUCUUCCUCCGCGUUUUCUUCGAUAUCCUACUCCUCGCCUUUCUUCUCGGGUACCCGUCUUCUCUCUCUCUGUCGAGAAUAGCGAAACUAAACUCUCUACCCUGCUGACGUCUCCUCUCGCAUUUCCCCCCCAUCCUCUUUCUCCGUCUCUCAUUCUCUCUUUCUUUGUCUCAUUAUCUUUCUUUUUUCCAUCAUCAUACAGAUCCAUCAGCGAGAGGACAGAGCUCAACCGAUUACUUUUUCAUUUCUUUUCUUUCUUCUUGCAUAAAAAAAAACACAGGCCGCCUCGGAAUGGUCGAGGGCCAAGCUCGCCUGAUUUUCUUUCUUCCGUGCCGAAAGAGUUUUUUUUUUUUUUUUUUUUUUUUUUUUUUUCCCCGGUCACGCCUUGUCAAUUUCGAGGUGCGCAAUCCGGACUUACCUUCUCCGCGGCUGGUCGGCGCACCGCUUGACGACUACCGCUGUCAAGUGGUGGCGCGCGGCUGUUGAGCAAGCGCACGGGCACGGCGGACCGGACCGGUCCGUCGUCCACUUACGCAGAUAACGCGCAGCUACCGGUAGCGCACGUGUAGGGCGGGGCAGUGUGUCAUCCUCUCACUUGGAUGACGAGCGCCGUUGCAGGCAGACACGGCGGACCGGUCCGUCGUCCGCUCACUCCGAUCACGCGCAGCUAGCGCACGUGUACGGCGGGACAAUUCGUCUGCUGUUUUUUCUUUCUGGCAGACACGUCUUUUACAAAUUUCACGAGGAAUGUGAGCGCUGAGCGCUGAACUGAAGGCCGUCCUGUCCAGAUUUGACAGGUCGUCAAAACUGGCGGUCGUUUAUUUUUCUUUAAUUUUUUUCUCUCUCGAUUUAUGCGUGUGACCCUUGCGCAGGGGCCAUGCUAAUCGUCUCUUUCUCUAUCGAAGUUCCAAUGUUAACGGAUGUUCUGGAGGACUUUUUUUUUUUUUUUUUUUUUGGGGGGGGGGGGGGGGGGGGGGCAGGGGGGCAGCGGAGCCCGAUCGCUUUUCUGCCUUCACUCGUUCUGUGUUCGAUUGCGACAAUUAAGUAUAUGGUUAAGAGAACGGUGACAGAGGUAGGGAGCUGAAGAUCAGAUUUACCGAGUAAUGACAGAGACAAAUGCAAGGAACCACAGAGAACAGCGGACCGGUGGGGGGAGAGGGAGAGGAUAGGGGGCCGGAAGAGAGAACACACACAUGGCCAUUUGUGAGUCCUUGCUCCUCCUACUUUAUGAUUUUGGAAGGGAGAGGAGAGGGGGUCGUCGUCGUUUUCCGAUAUUUUAGAAUAUGUUGUCGAGUCAUUUGGUGGCGAAAGAAGCGUCUGCUUCUUUCAUCUCUCUCUCUAUAUAUAUAAUUUUUAUAAUAUUCUUCUUUCCCUUGUUCUGCUUUCCCUUCCUUGUUUUGUUUUUUUCCGCCUUUGCGAUCCGAUUCACGGUGUGACAAUAUAUCAUUUUUUUAUGACGUGUUACGUCGUGGUAGUACUCUGCUUUGAUGCCAGCUUGUCACGGUUCAGCUGCGCAGUGUUCAUCAUACUCCUCUCACGGCCAGCAAGAUUCUGAUCGAGAACAAUCGCACGCUUUGGAUGGUAGCCGAAGGGAAAGAUCAUAGCCCAUCCCUUUUCCUUUUCGCUGCACUCUCUGCUCCUCUCCCUUCGUUGAUUUCCUCUCUCUUCGUUUUGCUUGCACUCUUUUAUGCGGUCCCGUCUUUCUCUCCCUCUCUCUCCCUUUCUCUCCCUUUCUCUCCCUCUCUCUCCAAACUGCCUUCGCACGCGUUUGUCACACGGGCGCCACGAUGACCGGCACUGGCAUGUUUCUUCUGAUCGAGAAGAGAGUCCCACCCCAAGUCGAUGGCCAUGGAAAAAUGUGCACACUACCUUCUUUCCCCAAACAUACUAACUCCUAUAAUUGCGGUGACUGUUCCUUGUGCCAGUUGCACUCCCACUAUAACUCAUUGGGACACUUGCACUCUUCAGAGCAGCAUGGGUGGACUGGCUUCUCCUCUUCCCUGUCCUACUUCUGUUUGUCCCUUUCGCUUUUCGUUUCCUCAUUGCUCUGCUGUUUUGUUUUGUUUUAUGUUUAUGUCCCUCCUUUUCCAAACGAAAAAUGGGCGACAGCCUUCAGUUAUCACCAUUGAAGUGCCCGGCCCCAGGUAGUUGUGUGGAGUGUGUCGUGAUUUUUCACUCAUCUGCUUAUCAGUUGUCAAGCAGGAGUUCGAACUAAGUCCUUAAAAUUAACAGAGUAAUUUUACUCGUCAACCGCCCCGGAAUUUGAAGUCAGGUCUGCAUUUCAACAGAUGUGCGGUGUAGCAGGGUGUGAGGGGUGUGUAGCAGGGUGUGAGGGGUGUAGCAGGGUGUGAGGGGUGUAGCAGGGUGUAGCACCUGUGAGCUAAACCAGUUGGUGGGUCCUUCUGUUGUUUGCUUAGGUGAUAGAGGGUGUGAGGGGUGUAGCAGGGUGUGAGGUGUAGCAGGGUGUAGCACCUGUGAGCUAAACCAGUUGGUGGGUGUUUCUGUUGUUUGCUUAGGUGAUAGAGGGGUUGCAUAGAGGUGUAACAGGCUGAAGUACAUUUGCAUAGAGGACUCUCGUUUCAUUCAUUUGACAAGACGUCUGUAUUAUGUACAGACGGAGUCGCCGAACGAACAGGGUAAGCAAAAACUGCAAAACACAUUAUGCCACUGGGAACAACAGGCAGAGAAGAACUCGGGGUUUCGACUCUCGGGCUUACGGCCGCCAAUAUGAUUGGCGAAUUGUUGAUAGAUGCAAAUUGUUGGAUGGACAUCAGAAGGACUUCAACAAUUUGCAUAAUCUAUCGACGAAGAAGACACAACUCAUCAGCGACGUGAACUUCUCAGAGCAGGAGAAUACCCUUGACCAGAGUUCCCAGCGCAGCGAGCGGCUCUCUCCUCCUGGAGUAAAACAGAAAGGUGGCGUAUACACACCGCGUUAAGCAAGGCUUCGGGCCUACCUGACAACGACAACCAACCAGAGAAACGGAAAAACAAGAAGAAAAAAGAUGUCACACUGGUUAGCCAACAAAGCUCGGUGCGCAGGGCUUUCCCAGCAUCAGAGAAAAGUGCCUUGGAAGUACACUGAUGGUUUAUUACCAUCCCGCCUUCUGUGAAUGCAGCUCUGAUAAGAGAAAACACCUUCUCUCACCAACUGCUCCAUGCUUGGCUGAUAGGUGAUUCACUGAAAAUGCACAGCUCUGGAAAUCACACUGGACGCCAAUUCCACAGC